This is a messenger RNA of Ilyonectria robusta, 2940 nucleotides long. RefSeq lists its product as uncharacterized. The record is from RefSeq and is a predicted model, not a curated record. Gene Ontology annotation, biological process: vacuole organization; endosome organization; organelle fusion. The transcript is spliced from 7 exons. The coding region runs from base 1 to 2940 and encodes 979 amino acids. Gene Ontology annotation, molecular function: protein binding; protein-macromolecule adaptor activity. Lineage: Eukaryota; Fungi; Ascomycota; Sordariomycetes; Hypocreales; Nectriaceae. Gene Ontology annotation, cellular component: HOPS complex; endosome.
AUGGCCCUCUCGUGGAAGUCGUUUGACUUCUUCGACGUCGCCAAGAUCCCCCUCCCGACCGAGGAAACCCAACAGCUCUUCGAAGGCAACGAGAUCUCCAGCAUCUGCACAGGCUCCGACAGCUUCUUCCUCGGCUCGCACGAUGGAUGGGUCAGCAUCAUUGGCAAGACCUGGAACGUCAUCCGGCGCUUCCAGGCGCAUGAGACCGGCAGCAUCACCCACAUGCGCCAACUCGAAGGAACAAGCGUGCUGGUUACGGUUGCGGAGGACAUGAGCAGCGAGCCCGUACUGAAGGUCUGGGCUCUCGACAAGCUAGUCAAGAAGACGAACUUGCCGACAUGCUUGAGCACGCUGAGCAUAAACAAUGGAAGGCGGCAAUUCCCCAUAUCUGCCUUUGCGGCAGUGGACGACCUCAAACAGAUUGCAGUCGGAUUCGCCAACGGUUCCGUCACCGUAAUCCGAGGCGACCUCAUCCACGACCUCGGAACAGCGCAACGAAUCGUGUUCGAAUCCGAAGAGCCCGUUACCGGCGUUCAGCUCGCGAUGGAAGCCCAGCUAACGACGCUGUUUGUUUCAACCACAUCGAGAAUAUUGAAGCUGGGGCUCUCGAAGAAGGGCCAUGGACUGCCGCCCAAGACUGUGGAGGAUGUCGGGUGUGGACUGGGCUGUAUGACUCUUGACCCUAGGACAGGCGAUGUCGUGGUUGCGCGAGAAGACGCCAUCUAUACCUACACGCUCGAGGGGCGUGGCCCACCCCGGGCCUACGAGUCGCCCAAGAGCUUAAUCACCAUCUACCAGGACUAUGUGGCUCUUGCGUGUCCACCUUCAACCUCGAGCGGCAAGGAUUCCGAAGCUAUGAGGCGCCGGUAUGGCGGCAGCACUACGAAUCCGCUGUUCAAUGCCUCUACGUUUGUGCUUCUAGACACCGAUCUCCGCGUCAUCAGCCAUACCGAGACGCUAAUGUCCCCGGUCAAGUUCUUUGCUGAAAUCUGGGGCGAUUUUUUUACCAUUGCCCAGGACGGAAAGAUUCACCGAUAUCAUGAAAAGACUCUCCAGCAACGGCUAGAGAUGAUGUAUCAGCGCAACAUGUUCCCCUUGGCCAUCGAGCUAGCUCAAAAGUCUGGUCUGGAUGGUGAACAGCAAAGCUUGAUUUACCGCCGAUUCGGUGACCACUUGUACCAGAAAGCAGACUACGACGGGGCAAUGGUCCAGUACAUCCGAGCCAUCGACACAACUGAGCCAUCACAGGUCAUUCGCAAGUUCCUCGACACGCAACGCAUCCACAACCUAAUUCAGUACCUCGAACAACUCCACGAGCACAGGAAGGCGACGGCUGAUCACACCACGCUCCUCCUCAACUGCUACGCCAAACUCAAGGACAUAAACAAACUUGAAAAGUUUAUCAAAUCUCCAGGCGACCUCAAGUUUGAUCUGGACACGGCCAUUACAAUGUGCCGCCAGGGUGGAUACUACGAGCAGGCGGCGUAUCUUGCCAAGAAGCACGGCGAGACCGACUUGGUUGUCGACAUCUUGAUAGAAGACUCGAAGAACUACAGCGAAGCCCUAGACUUUAUUUGGGGGCAGGACCCAGAAAUCGCUUAUCCAUGCAUGCAAAAAUACGCCAGAGUUCUCAUUGAGAACUGCCCCCAGGACGCGACGAGAUUGUUCGUGGACUACUACACUGGGAAAUAUAGGCCCAAGCAGACAGUUGUUGUGGCUAUUGAUGAAGUCGAGACGCCUUCAGGGGGUGGAUUCGCGUUUGGCGGCGCAGUCCAGAACCUCUCUAACCUCCUCCCCUUGCCAUAUAUGAACACUGCGGCUGUUGCGUCUCCAGGAACCCCAACUAAUGGAAAGGCUACGGUGAGCGACUCGGCACUGGCCCUAAACGCCGACGAUGUUCCAGCGCCAAAGUAUACCCCUCCAACUCCCCGAACGGCAUUUUCAUCAUUCAUCGAUCACCCCGAUGAGUUCAUCGUCUUCCUGGAGGCGUGUCUGGAAGAAAAGGACGUCAAAUCGAGUGACCGCACGGACCUGUACACGACUCUGUUUGAAAUGUACUUGUACAAGGCUGGUGAGAAGAAAGGACAGCAUCACAAGGAAGAGUGGGAGGCCAAGGCGAAAAAGCUCAUCGAGGGAGAGCAUAUUCCCAUGGAGAGCUCAAACGUGCUGCUUCUGUCGCAUCUGUCCGACUUCCAAGACGGCACGGUGUUGGUUAAGGAGCAGGCGGGUCUUUUGUCGGACAUUUUUAGAUCCUACACGUCGGCCAAAGACACGCGAGGCGCGAUGAAGGCGUUGAGGAAGUACGGGCCCGAAGAGCCUCAACUCUACCCGGCGGCACUAGCGUAUCUGACUUCAGACCCUAAAGUCCUGGAGGAGGCGGGGCCAGAUGAGCUUGCCAAUGUUUUAAACAAGAUUGACAAGGACGGGCUCAUGGCCCCGUUGCAGGUGAUCCAGACGCUCGUUGGACGAUCAGCUGGAGGAGGUGUGGCGACCAUGGGAAUGAUUAAGCCGUAUCUCCAUGAAACGAUUACGCGGGAGCGCAAGGAAAUCGCAUCCAACCGUCACCGCAUCAACACACUCCGAACCGACACAGAGAAGCGGCGCGAGGAGUUGGCGGACCUCGGGACCAAGCCGGUCGUGUUCCAGGCGACGUGGUGCUCCGACUGCAGCCAGCGACUGGAUCUCCCGGCGGUGCACUUCCUGUGCAAGCACAGCUUCCACCAGCGGUGCGUGCGCAACGGCGACAAGGAGGGCGAGGCCGAGUGUCCCAAGUGCGCCGGCGAGAACGACGUGAUCCGCAAGAUGCGCGAGGGCCAGCGCGAGCGCGCCGGGAAGCACGAGCUGUUCAAGGCGGACCUGGAUAACAGCGAGGAUCGGUUCGGGACGGUGGCCGACUGGUUCUCGAGAGGUGUGAUGGAUGCUGGACAAAGUGCGGAGUAG